CCGCGCGAUACACGAACAGACAAAGAAGUCGUCUUUGUUACAUGAGUUUCUACAAUGGCGGCCCGGUAUUACCAGUCCGACUCACCACAAACUCCUCGCAUAGAACAGCCUGGACAUGACCGACUGGUUCCAGUCAGACCCGCGACAGACACUGAGAAGAAACUGUUGAGUGUUAUCAGCGGGCUGUCUGGCCAGAGAGCACCGCCAGAGGAGAAGCUCUAGCAGAAGUUGGAGCGGUGUCAGAGCUGCAGGAGGGGAUGGCCGCCAUGGAAGCCAAAUUAAACACUUUCUCCAGCGGCGAGGAAAUUCAGCGGAAAAGAGGAGAGCACAGUCCUAAAAUUGCGACUGGGCUUGCCUCACAAUGAGGCAGUCAGGACAUAUUUAGUUAAAAUUUUAGCUGAAGUCCAGAUGUGGAGGAUGUGGAGACAGACGUCCUUCUAUGUAAGUAUCCUGUUUUAAAUUGUUCCGUUUUCCAGCUGCUUGUAAAAAGCAUUUUGAAACUCUAUGGAGGAACUACCGCUACAGUCAACCCAACAUGGCGGAUCAGGCGGAGGCCAUGAAGUCUUCUGCCCAGAGUCACCAGAGAAGAAAGAGACUGCUGGAUACCAGGAAAAUGGUCCUUGCUCCAGAUGAAGAGGACUUAUGGAAGGGCAUCACAACUGACAUGAUGUCAGAUGAGGAGGACGGCAGUGUUGACGGGGUGCGUGGAUGGAUAGUACGGCCUCCAUCCUUCCACAGCCAGGAGCUUGCCAACCUGCUGCACUACAGGCUGGAGGCUGAUGUGAGGAACACAGCUGCACAUCACAGGUUUCCCAGAGACUAUGGGUUGAGGAGGAAUUGGAAGUUUGUCGGCUUAGACCUGGUGUCAUUCCAUCAGUGUUUAACUUCCCGGCUCAUCUUGGAAGAGUAUGUGCCAGAAAGAUCACGACCAAACAACCUUGAGAUCUUAGACAGCGUCUCCCUCAGGUCCCUCUCUAUCUCCCCACACAUCCACCAACCACUGGAACACAUCUCCAAAAUUCUGCCGGGCCAGCUCAGCUUCCCCUCAGAAGAAGUGCAACCACCUGCCAGAUGGAGCCUUUUGAGAGGCAGCUGGCAUCGUGAUUGGACUGUACUUUGGUCUGUUCCAAUCCAGCUUCAGCUCCAGAGACGGCAGGCGGGACGAGUCAACGGAGGCCGGGUGGACGAAGGCAUGCAGCUGAGUACAAUCCAGAAAACAACAGAGGAGGAGUGCAGCGGCCCAGGGCCAGAACAGAGUAUGUCUCUUAGAAAACAUCAUAGUAGAGCCUUUGGGAUGAAAAAACGGCAUAAUAUACAUCAUAUAUUGUACAAAUAACAAGUCAAAGGAAAGAGACAUCAACUGUAGAAUUGUAGUAAUUGUGGGCUGACGAAUUUACUGAUUAUCAGUAUUUUAUUUUUUACUGAUUUAUGGUAAUAAAUACAUUUAAAAAUG
Messenger RNA from Amphiprion ocellaris (clown anemonefish), 1453 nucleotides. RefSeq lists its product as uncharacterized. Lineage: Eukaryota; Metazoa; Chordata; Actinopteri; Pomacentridae. The record is from RefSeq and is a predicted model, not a curated record. The transcript is spliced from 5 exons. The coding region runs from base 536 to 1336 and encodes 266 amino acids.